AUGGCCAAGAUGCCUAGGCAUGAAGCUGAGUUAGAAAUUUCGACCUGGGAAAAAUGCCGCUUACCAUCCUGGCAAUUUGAUGCAGAUCUGGCUAAACCUUACGGCAUCACCGAUCCACGACACGACACGGCCGAAUUAUCGGUCUUUGCCUACGACUGA
Pochonia chlamydosporia 170 is the source of this 159-nucleotide messenger RNA. RefSeq lists its product as hypothetical. Bases 1 to 159 code for a protein of 52 amino acids. The transcript has a single exon. The record is from RefSeq and is a predicted model, not a curated record. Lineage: Eukaryota; Fungi; Ascomycota; Sordariomycetes; Hypocreales; Clavicipitaceae.